Anolis sagrei ordinatus is the source of this 3264-nucleotide messenger RNA. NCBI's taxonomy places the organism in Eukaryota, Metazoa, Chordata, Lepidosauria, Squamata, Anolidae. The record is from RefSeq and is a predicted model, not a curated record.
UGAGAAUCGCAGUAGGCUGAAAGUUCUCUCUAACGGGACAUAGUUCCACCCACAUAAGUCACAGGCUUUCUCCAGAUGAACUGGAUUUCCCUGUAUGGUCUUACUCCUCCUCCUUCUCUUGAAAGCUGCUGACGUAGCUUUGUACAUAGUACACGGAGAAUUACAGCUGGAGGAAAAAAGCUCUCUUUCCGUUUGCAAAGAAAUAAAACCGGAUGGGAGGGAAGAGAUUGUGAAGUCUAUUUGCAUUCUGUAUACAGAUGGGAAAGUUUUCAUUCAAAGUGUGAAAGAAGCAAGGAAAUAACGUUCUCAGAUAUGGUAAUGAAAAGCAACUGCAGAUGCAAAAUGAAGUGAACGUUUUCUUUGUGUCCCACGUGUUAAUAUUUGCACCAGACUAUUUGGAGGAGCUCUGCGUCAACCUGCAAAACUGGUUUCUGCUCUGCUUUUCAGACAGGAUGAGCGAGACAAUGAGGGGCUUCCUGUUCUGCAAAACUAGUGCCGACUGCCCUAUUUAAAGCAGUUGUUAAAACUUACAUGCAAGCGUUCUAACGAAAUGAAAGAAGUCGUGUUCUGGUCACCCAAGGAGGUGGCAGAUUGGCUGAUGGAGAAUGCUGUGCCAGAAUACUGUGAACCAUUGGAAAGUUUCACUGGGCAAGACUUGAUCAACCUGACGAAGGAGGAUUUUGAGAAGCCCCCUUUGUCACGUCUGUCUUCGGACAACGGCCAGCGACUUCUCUACAUGAUAGAGACUUUAAAAAUGGAGCACCACAUCGAGGCACACAAAAAUGGCCAUGCCAACGGCCACUUGGUCAUCAGUACUGAGGCCCCUGCCAGGGAAAAUGGCUUCAGCAACAAAACCAAGCCCAACGGAAUGCCAAAUGGUUAUAGGAAGGAAAUGAUAAAAAUCCCCAUGCCAGAGCCAGAACGUUCUCAGUAUCCCAUGGAGUGGGGGAAGACCCUUCUGUCUUUCCUUUAUGCACUUUGCUGUUUCGUCUUGACAACAGUGACUAUUUCCGUUGUCCAUGAACGAGUGCCUCCCAAGGAGGUGGAUCCGCCCCUACCAGAUGCUUUUUUUGAUCACUUUAGUCGGGUGCAAUGGGCCUUUUCUAUUUGUGAAAUUAAUGGAUUGAUCCUUGUAGGACUCUGGUUAAUUCAGUGGCUGUUCUUAAAAUACAAGUCUAUUAUUGGCAGGAGAUUUUUUUGUAUAGUUGGCACACUGUACUUAUAUCGGUGUAUUACAAUGUAUGUAACUACACUCCCAGUACCUGGCAUGCAUUUCAACUGUUCUCCAAAGCUCUUUGGAGACUGGGAAUCGCACAUGAGGAGGAUAAUGAAGCUGUUGGCAGGAGGCGGGCUCACUAUCACAGGAGCACAUGAUAUGUGUGGUGACUACCUGUACAGCGGCCACACAGUGAUGUUGACACUCACAUACCUAUUUAUCAAAGAGUAUUCACCUCGGCGAUUCUGGUGGUAUCAUUGGAUUUGCUGGGCUCUCAGCAUCAUUGGGAUGUUUUUUAUCCUCUUGGCCCAUGACCACUACACUGUGGAUGUGGUGGUGGCUUAUUACAUCACUACAAGACUUUUCUGGUGGUAUCACACGAUGGCCAAUCAGCAAGUGCUAAAAGAGGCUUCCCAGACGAACCUUCUUGCACGGGUUUGGUGGUACAGGCCCUUCCAGUACUUUGAAAAGAAUGUCCGGGGCAUUGUGCCUCGCUCCUAUCACUGGCCAUUUUCCUGGCAAGUGUUGCACCUGGGUAGACAGCCUAAAUACAGCAGACUGGUGAACGAUACAUAACAGCUACAGAAAGGAGAUGGCAAGAGAACUGUCCAAAAGUGCUAAGAACUCCACGUGACAAGAUGCCAUAACAAUUGAACUGUUCCCUCUCCUCUAAUUUUUAACCAUUACCUUGACUUAAGUCUCUUCUCUUACCUGGUAAGCACUGUGAUAUUUUUCUCUCUCCAAAGGAUCUGUGAUGGACAACAAUAACGAAAUGGUAAAUUAUCAUGCACUGUAUACAUUUCUUGUUAAUAGGUUUUGGAUUUGCAUUGCUCAUCACCAUGUUUCUUUGUAUAUGAUGCAGCAGCAUAAACGACAAUAACAACAGCAACAAAAAAAAGGCUUUUAUAUCAUAAGUUCUGGUCUUUCCAGUCUCGUCUGGGAAUAAAGCAUAUUAUUUUCUUGGGAAAACAUAAUUUUCAUAUCUCUUGCCCCAAAGAUUGGGCUGUAAGCCAUUUUCUAGCAAAUAUCUAUAUGAAGGUUUAUAAAUACCUGACUGAGAUAAUAUACAGGAAUCUUUCUACCUGUUUCACUGAAGCUACAAAUGAUAGACGCAGAAAGGUUUGGUAAACUUUGAUUUUGUAAAUCUGCAGUGACAGUGUCAAAAGGUGCAAAAAAAUUAUUAUGUUGUAAAGUGAUUUUCUAAGUAUUUCCUAACUUUAUUUUUCAAAAUGAUAUGCGUAAAAAUAAAAUCGAAGAAGAUUUUUACAUGUCAGAGAAAAGAGGUAAAAUUUUAAAAAAUGCUUCUUGGGAGAGAGAUUUGUCUGUUUCUAGUGCCUUUCUUGUCUUGAUAGUAUGGUCAGUAGACAGUCUUUCAAAGCUUUUAUUUAAAAUAAAGUAUUCCAUGAAACCAAGAUUAUAUGUAUUGUACACAUUACUAAAUUUUUGAUUUUAUAUCUAAAUUAAACUGGAAAUCUCUAGCAAUGUUCAGACGACUGGGUUGGAAGGAAAAACCAAAUACAAUAAUCAAGGCUUCACAGAUUGUGGGGAGCAGGUUAGAGUGAAAUGUGCUUCUUAAAUUACGUCAUUGUCUACUCCAUACAUAGAUUUGAACUAUAGCAAGAAAACAGCCAUGAAUUCCUUUUUAUAAUAUUUUUUUUUCUUUCAAACAAUCAGUUUAAAAAUAUAAAAUUAUAAAGAGGUUCUCAUCCCUGGAUGAAAAAAAUAUAUAUUGUUGCAAAACAAUUGAUUUCUAUAAAACCAAACUGUGCAGAAACUGCAUGUAACUCUAAAAAAAAAAUUCAGUCCUGCCAUACAUAUUGUGUUUGGGGGAAAGUAUUCUAUCCUAUACUUGCCAAUGUGCAGAACAAAAUAGUUUUUUAAGAAUGAAGAAGCAUAUAUAUAUCUAUAUAUAUAUAAAUAUAUAUAUUCAUUCUGUAUUUUACGUGAAGCAGAGUUAUCUUCUGUAGGGUUUUUUGUGUGUUCAACAAGGUGAAAUUUGUAUUGUAAAACAAUAACGGUGAAGGAAAAUAAAAAGGCUUUUAAACAAA